This is a messenger RNA of Acomys russatus (golden spiny mouse), 444 nucleotides long. Its product is annotated as ubiquitin-60S ribosomal protein L40-like. The record is from RefSeq and is a predicted model, not a curated record. The transcript is spliced from 2 exons. Gene Ontology annotation, biological process: protein ubiquitination; modification-dependent protein catabolic process; translation. Gene Ontology annotation, cellular component: cytoplasm; nucleus; ribosome. Gene Ontology annotation, molecular function: ubiquitin protein ligase binding; structural constituent of ribosome; protein tag activity. NCBI's taxonomy places the organism in Eukaryota, Metazoa, Chordata, Mammalia, Rodentia, Muridae. Bases 1 to 444 code for a protein of 147 amino acids.
AUGUGUAAGGAAGCGCUGAAUACAGUAGAUGUGGCAGUCACCAACACACAGAGCUUCGUGAAGACCAUCACUCUUAAAGUCGAGCCCAGUGACACCAUCGAGACUGUCAAGGCCAAGAUCCAGGACAAGGAAGGCAUCCCACCUGACCAGCAGAGGCUGACAUUCUCUGCCAAGCAGCUGGAGGAUGGCCUCACCCUAUCCAUCUACAACAUCCAGAGAGAGUCCACCUUGCAUCUGGCACUGUCCCUGCGCAGCAGCAAGCCCAUCCUUCAUCAGCUUGUCCAGAAGUACAACUGUGACAAGAUGAUCUGCCACAAGUGCUACGCACAUCUGCAUCCCCACACAGUCAACUGCCGCAAGAAGUGCAGCCACACCAACAACUCGCCCCAAGAAGGUCAAAUAAAGCUGGGGCUAUACCUGGCUCGUGACCCCAGGACCAAAUAA